AUGACUACAACAGGUCUGGAUGACUCUGAUAUAUCGAGUUCGAGUUCGAGUUCAGGCUCAAGCUCGGAUCAUGAGAGAGGUCCUCAUAGAAAAUCUCAAAGAUUAGACAAGCAACAAUACGUACAAGGAUAUGAAAAGUUAAUACAAGAAGUUCGAAAUAGUAGAGCAAGAGCUAAGAAAGGUGAAGCAUCCAAUUUAACUAUACUGCAUCUUAAUGAAUUAGAAGCAUUAUUUCAAAAUAUUCAACGAGAAAAUGUUAGAGAUACAAAAGUCCAUUUAAAGGAUUCAGAAGCAUUCAAAGAAACAGCAGAUUUUGCUGCCUUUAAUGCUAGAAAUUUAAAAUUUGAUGAUGUAGGAUUAUCUUUAACUGAAAGUGAAUUUUUAUCAUCUGUAAAGAGAUUUGCUGGCUCAAGAUCUACAGUUAAAAAUGAAGAUGGUGAACUUCUUGUCAAUGAAGAUAAUUAUGAUGAAGAAGAAGUUGAAGAAGAUGAAGAUGAAGGAGGAGUAAUCGCUUGGGAAGAGACCUUUAACUCAUUCAACUGGUUACGAUUGGGAGCAUUAUAUUAUCAAAUUAGUAAAAGAUCAAUUAAAAAUGACUUUUUAAAUGGUCCCUUGGCUACAGAAAGACGGAGACCUCAAAAUAGAGUCAGAAAUAUUGAUGAUACCAAAUCAAGUAUAUCAACAAGAGCAAAAAUCGUUCAAGCUAGUGAUAUUGCGACAAAUGAAGAACAAAAUACAGCAUAUAUGAUUAGAUCUAUUUAUGAGACCUUUUUAUCUAAGAAUGUCGAAGGUGAUGUCAAUUUCUUUGAACUAAUAAUAAAUCCCUACUCCUUUGCUCAAUCAGUAGAGAAUUUAUUCUUUACUAGUUUCUUAAUUAAAGAUGCUAGAUUGAAAUUAUAUACUAAUGGUGAAGGUAUUCCAAUGGUGAGGAGGGUAUUACCCACUGAGGGUGAGUCAGCUAUUCGAGAUGCCAAGGAGAAUAGUUCCAAACAUAAUAUUGCUACUCUUAAUUAUACUACAUGGCAAAAUCUAAUUGAAAGAUUUAAUAUAACAGAAGCAUUUUUAGGUAAUAGAGAUGAACCUGAGGAUACAAUCCCAGAGGAGGAUAUAGAUAACUAA
Molecule: messenger RNA, 1119 nt
Organism: Scheffersomyces amazonensis
Lineage: Eukaryota; Fungi; Ascomycota; Pichiomycetes; Serinales; Debaryomycetaceae
Product: Smc5-Smc6 complex subunit
Exons: 1
Coding region: 1-1119 (372 amino acids)
Biological process (GO): DNA repair
Cellular component (GO): nucleus; Smc5-Smc6 complex
Source: RefSeq, a predicted model, not a curated record